Sinocyclocheilus rhinocerous is the source of this 3341-nucleotide messenger RNA. RefSeq names its product serine/threonine-protein kinase N2-like. NCBI's taxonomy places the organism in Eukaryota, Metazoa, Chordata, Actinopteri, Cypriniformes, Cyprinidae. The transcript is spliced from 18 exons. The record is from RefSeq and is a predicted model, not a curated record. Gene Ontology annotation, biological process: peptidyl-serine phosphorylation; intracellular signal transduction. Gene Ontology annotation, molecular function: ATP binding; protein serine/threonine kinase activity. The coding region runs from base 1 to 2268 and encodes 755 amino acids.
AUGUCAGAGUACCCGCUAACCCCAGACACCCCCAAGAGUGAAGCUCGGACAUCCACCAACAGUAGCAGACUGGCCGCUCUGAAGAAACAGGCCGACAUCGAGCUCAAAGUGAAACAAGGAGCGGAAAAUAUGAUUCAGAUGUAUUCCAACGGCUCUUCCAAGGACCGCAAACUGCUCGCUGCAGCUCAACAGAUGCUUCAAGACAGCAAGACAAAGAUAGAGUUCAUUCGAAUGCAGAUUCUCAAAGCCAGCCAGACCAGCGAGAUGAACUAUGAGAACAAUGACGUGACUUCAAGCAAGCCUAUAAUCAGUCCUCUGGACCUGAGGAUAGAAGAGCUCCGACAUCACUUCCGGAUCGAGUCUGCUGUGGCAGAAGGUGCCAAGAAUGUGAUGAAACUGCUGGGAACAGGGAAAGUGACGGAGAAGAAAGCUCAUUCAGAGGCUCAAGCCCGCUUGAAUGAGUCCAGUCAGAAGCUAGACCUUCUGAAGUUCUCUCUGGAGCAGAGACUCAGUGAGCUGCCCAAAAAUCACCCGAAGAGCAACCUGAUUAUGGAGGAGUUAGCAAUGGUGUCUUCCCCACCUCUCAGUCCCCGCCAUAGCAUCAUGUCCACCAGCAACAAGUACAGCACUGUGGCCAAACCUGCUGCUCUGACCGGCACAUUAGACGUGAGGCUCAUGGGCUGUCAGGACCUCCUGGAGAACGUCCCAGGUCGCUCUAAGACAGCAUCUGUUUCUCUGCCUGGCUGGAGCCCCAGUGAGGCACGCUCCUCAUUUAUGAGCCGAGGAAACAAGAACAAAUCUGGCAGCAGCCGAACCCUCUCCAAGUCCGAUGAUCUGUCCAAUGAAAUCAGUGCCGUUCUGAAGCUGGACAACACAGUUGUGGGACAGACCCAUUGGAAGCCAGUUAGCAACCAAUCUUGGGACCAGAAGUUCACGCUGGAACUUGACAGGUCUCGUGAGCUGGAGAUAGCUGUGUACUGGAGAGACUGGCGCUCGCUGUGUGCUGUUAAGUUUUUACGGCUGGAGGACUUCCUGGACAACCAGCGUCAUGGCAUGUGCCUUUACCUGGAACCGCAAGGAACACUGUUUGCUGAGGUUACGUUUUUUAACCCAGUUAUUGAGAGGCGACCUAAACUACAAAGGCAAAAGAAAAUCUUCUCCAAACAGCAAGGUAAAACGUUCCUGCGUGCCCCUCAGAUGAACAUUAACAUCGCCACCUGGGGCAGAUUGGUGAGAAGAGCCAUUCCGUCAAUCAAUACCUCAUUCAGUCCUCAGGCUGAUCUGGGCUCAGCAUUGAGCUCUGAAACAGUACCCAUCGGCCACCCAGACGCCCACUCCCUACCCAGCGACCCCACUGUGACCAAAUUAGACUUUGACAAACCAGCCACCCCUUCCUCAAAACGGCACUCCAUCGAGAUAGAGGAAAAUGUUUCACCAGAUAAGAUCGCAGAUGGAAAAGAGGUGCAGGAUGCCCUAGCGACCUUUGAAUUCCUGAACAACACAGUAGCUAAACCAGAUUAUGACAGUCUGGUUGAAAAUGAGCAGCCUGACCUGGAACUGACCGAAGUUCAACGAAAAACUGAAAUAAGGGAAGAAGAGGAAGUUCAAUUCAGUUUGACAGACUUCAAAUGUGUCGCUGUUCUGGGGCGUGGCCACUUUGGAAAGGUUUUACUUACUGAGUACAAGACCACUGGAGAAAUGUUUGCCAUUAAAGCUUUGAAGAAAGGUGACAUUGUUGCAAGGGAUGAAGUGGACAGCCUCAUGUGUGAGAAGAGGAUCUUUGAGACAGUGAACAGUGUUCGGCAUCCGUUCCUGGUGAACCUCUUCUCUAAAAAUCCGUCUCGCUCUAUGGGCACCAUGUUUUUAACACAGUGUUCCCCAUUCCCUGGUGAUGAUGAAGAGGAGGUGUUUGACAGUAUUGUUAACGAUGAAGUUCGCUAUCCAAGGUUCCUCUCCACAGAAGCCAUUUCCAUAAUGAGAAGGUUGUUAAGGAGAAAUCCAGAGCGGCGCCUUGGCGCUGGGGAAGGAGAUGCAGAGGAAGUAAAGAGGCAUCCGUUUUUCAGAAAUAUGGAUUGGGCUGCACUGCUGGCAAAGAAGACCCGGCCUCCAUUUUUGCCGACUAUCAAAGGCCGUGAAGAUGUUAGUAACUUUGACGAUGAAUUCACCUCAGAGGCACCGAUAUUGACUCCACCUCGUGAGCCGAGGGUUCUGACAGUCAGCGAGCAGGAGAUGUUUGCAGACUUUGACUACAUAGCUGACUGGUGUUAACCCAGAUCCUCAUGAACCCUGUUCAAACAUGCUCCAACACUGAACCAACCGAACAACUCCCUCUCUGUAGGACACAUUGGAAAAGAAACUGCUUUCCGUCUAUGCUCUUAUUGUGCCAUUUAAGGGAUUGGCAGUAACCUGUUUUAAGAAACAAGAAUGAAGUGGUUGAGUCUUGGUAGCCCAAUGUGGCAUCUUUUUAUUGUCAGAGCACUGGGACUGAUUGGUGACCAUUAAAAACUUGUGAGGAUUCAAAAGGAUCAACUGCAGCUUCCCUCUCCAUUUUCCACACAUUUUCUCUGCUUUUAAAAGCUAAAACGUGCCUACUAUCUUCAGAUUUGGGGAUUUUCGACACACAACUGAAGAACUGAACCCGACCAAGACAUAAAAAUACAAAUUCUUCACUCCAUAAUUGGAGCAUCUGACAAGACGAGCAAGCUCAAGGAGAGUUCUCUUGAAUUAUUUUCUUGUAUUCCCUUUAAUGCCUUAAAUUCUUUACAGGGCUUCCAAACAAUAACUAUCAGGUACAGAAAACCUACCAAAGCAUUCCUGCCAAAUGUUGUUCUACCCAUUUUAUUGGAUUAAAAAAGACCUUGGCCAAGAGCACAGAUAAAUUAACUUGAAUUUCAUCAAGGCAAAAUGAGAGAAAGCUGCGAUUUAAUUGAUCUUUUGAGAAUUUCAUCUUUAUAAAAGUAUCCUUGUACUCUAAUCAUCAAAAGAAAUGUAAGUUAUAGUUUUAUACUGUGUUUGUAGAAUAUUAGCCAUUUGGAUCUGCUGUAUGUUAUGACAAUGGUUGUACACAUAUAUAUGAAUUGUAAGAUCAUUUUGGAGGGCAGCUCACAGUUGAGAGCAAUUCUCAAAUGGAAUGUAAAAAUGUAUAUUCAUGAAAACAAACAAAACAAAAAAAGUAUAUUUUUGGCGUGUGGUCAUGCCAAAGCCGGCUGUAUGUUUUAUUAGUUGACAUUUUUAAAGGAUAUUUGUAGUCUGUUUCUGUUCUUUGUAAUUUUGCAACGAUUUCUCACAAUUUAGCCAUUUCGUGGUUGCAUAUGUCAACAUUAAACCACAUUUAAUAGAAA